Molecule: messenger RNA, 1782 nt
Organism: Cryptosporidium muris RN66
Lineage: Eukaryota; Apicomplexa; Conoidasida; Eucoccidiorida; Cryptosporidiidae
Exons: 1
Coding region: 1-1782 (593 amino acids)
Source: RefSeq, a predicted model, not a curated record
AUGAAUUUUAGUAACUCUAGCUAUUCUAUACUUUUGAAGCAAGUUAAUUCUUUAGAAUCUAAUAUAAAAAGUGGGGGUAAUUUCAAUUACGGAGAACAUAUUAAGUUUACUUAUAAUAUAACCCCUCCUCGUAAAGGUAUAAAUAUAUGUUUUGGAUUUGGUAAUGUUUUAGCUAUAUCAAAGGAGAAAAUAGGUCUAUUUUGUUUAUAUGAUACCUCACUGAAAGAUUCAAUUGAAUCCUUGGCUGUUGACUCAAUUCAAAAAUUACAGGAUACCUCUUGGUAUGAGUCAAAAACAUCGGAUCUAUCUAUCUAUUACAAGUACUUGGAAGAAUUACUAUCAAAAAUAAAUGAGAAAUUAUCACCUGAAACACUUCCAGUUGAGCAGUUUCGGCAUAAUUGUUACGUCAAACUGUUAAUGAUGUAUAUAGAUAAGAAACAUCUUCCUAAUAGUCCGAGUGAGUACCAAGUAUUAUUCAAUAAAUUGACUAAAUCAAAUACAGAAAAUAUAUGGAUAUGUGUUUGUCAUGCAAAUGGAAAAUCUGUGGACCUUAUUUCUGAAAGAUCGAAACUUGGAUUCAAGUGUGCUACAGCUGGUGUAGUAAAUACUAUUAGGUCUAUUUCCGAAAAUUAUCCAAACUCAUACUUACUGUGGAUUGAUAAAUUUGCUCUUAGUGGUCUUUGUGGUGAAAAGGAGUUAAGUCAAUGCUAUUUUGAUUUUGUCAACAAUAAAGAACAAUUUUUAAAUGUUUUACAUCCACAAACUCUAAAUUGUUCCUGUUUCAGUGAUAUUUUAGAUAUGCUAUAUUUGUGUUCAGCACAACGCCUGGAUCACUUUAAAAUCAGUUUAUAUAUGCUUGAGCUAUGGCCAUUUUAUGUAUAUACACUAGUUUCAACUUUAGGUACUUCUCAUAUAGGUUCUAGAAAAUGGCUCUCUAUGUUGGCCCAAUCCUUCCAAGAUGAAAUUGUAGCUUGUAAAUCCAAACUUUCUCUACACGAAAAAAUAUUUGGAUUUCAAUUCUGUCAAAUACUAUUAACACAGCUUAAAGAGCUUCCAAUAGGUAUAGAUGUUAGGAAUAUACUUCAGUAUGUCCAUCUUAUGGACAUUUCAAAAGCUAUAAUUACAAGCACAAACAAAAUCAAAACAUUUCAAUAUAAUGUGAACUCCUUAUUUCAUAGAUAUUUAUAUAUUAAUUUAAUUGCAUCUGAUAUUGGUUGCUACAAAGCAGCUUUAAAAUAUUUGGAUAUUAUUACUGAAGAAUCAUUAAACUUAAAUAUAGAAGAUUCUUCCUCUUUAAACAAUUCACGACGGUAUAUUCAAGACUUGAAAAAUCGUAUAAUAAAAGGGAGGUUUGAAUAUAAUAGAAAAGUAUCAGAUACAAAUUUUGAUGAAAAUGGUAUAUAUACCAAACAAACAAAUUCAAACAGUAGGUUUCCUAAUAGUGAUAAAACAAAUAAUAACAGUAGUAAAUCAUCAUGGUUAGUUGAAUGGGUAUCAAGUAGUUUCAAAAAAGCCCUUGGAACUGAAGAGGAAAGAUGGCCAGGGGUUGAAAAUACUUUUUAUUAUGAUAAAGAGUUGAAACAAUGGUGUCAGAGAGGUGUACAGGUCAGUGAAUUAAAUCAGCAAUCUGUAGAUACAGUUACAAACAGCCAAAAAUUACCAAACAUACCCCCACCUGCUUUAGUAGGUACAUCUCGAUCAGCACAUACAUCAAAUAUAAGUAGCAUUACUGGUGUUAGAUCUCGUUAUGUUGAUGUGUUGCAUAGUCAACAAAACAAAUAG